Dicentrarchus labrax (European seabass) is the source of this 5544-nucleotide messenger RNA. It is a transcript of the gene jak1, whose product is annotated as Janus kinase 1. Lineage: Eukaryota; Metazoa; Chordata; Actinopteri; Moronidae. The transcript is spliced from 25 exons. The record is from RefSeq and is a predicted model, not a curated record. Bases 275 to 3784 code for a protein of 1169 amino acids. Gene Ontology annotation, cellular component: membrane; cytosol; cytoskeleton. Gene Ontology annotation, molecular function: cytokine receptor binding; non-membrane spanning protein tyrosine kinase activity; ATP binding. Gene Ontology annotation, biological process: cell differentiation; cell surface receptor signaling pathway via JAK-STAT; tyrosine phosphorylation of STAT protein.
GGACGUAACUUGUCAGGAAGGGUUAGAAAGAACAGAGGUGGACUGCGUCUCCGAUCAAGCCACAAAAUAUCAACAAAUACCGUGGAAUUAACCCAAUUUUCUUCCCUUCUGGAUACUGGAUCUUGUUCUUGGGGAGGUUUUGGAGUCAAACAGCCGACCAGCGAUAGUUAAAAUCCUUCGAGCGAGGAGCUCCAACUUAAGUAAAGCCUCUAAUGUACUAAAACGAAACGGAAGUAACUUGCCAGCUGCCUGGCUAAGCUUUGCUAGUGUCUGAAUGUCAACUCUGUGGGUGAUGGAGUUGAGCAGGCAACUCUGUGGGAAGAUGAGGAAGUCCAGUAGGAAGACCCAAUUCUCCCCAUCUCCUACUUCCACUUCGGGCCUGGAGAUCCACUUUUACACAUCGGAUGUGAACCAGCUGGAGUACCUCUGUGGCUGCUACACUGCAGAGGAGCUCUGUGUGGAGGCUGCCAAAAAGGGCUCAAUCUCUCCCCUGUGCCAUAACCUAUUUGCCCUCUACAAUGAGACAACUGGCAUGUGGUACCCGCCCAACUAUGAGUUCAAGAUCACAGAUGAAACCAGGAUCAAGUUACACUAUCGCAUGAGGUUUUAUUUCAGAAACUGGCAUGGCACCACUGAAGAAGAGUCUCCAGUUUGGAGACAUUGCAUCAGUAAACUCAAAAGAGGACAUAGCCCACAGAAGACACCAGAAGGGACGCCCCUACUGGACGCUGCCUCUCUCGAAUACCUGUUUGCCCAGGGCCAGCAUGACUUUCAGAAAGGCGUGGUUCCACUGAGGGUGUCCCAGUCAGAGGCAGAGCAGCACGAGAUAGAAAAUGAGUGUUUGGGCAUGGCUGUUCUUGCUAUUACUCACACGGAUAUGGAUAUCUCCACUUCCAAUGAAAUCAGCUACAAACGCUUCAUCCCUGAGUCACUGAACCGCAACAUUAGGCAGCGCAACUUUCUGACACGCAUCCGCAUCAACAACGUCUUCAAGACAUUCCUCAGAGAAUUCAACCGCCGCACAGUCAGGGACAGCAACAUCACACCGUAUGACCUGAAGAUCAAGUACUUGGCCACACUGGAGGGCCUGACCAGUGGAUUGGGCAGCGAGGUGUUUCAGCCCAUAUCGCUUGGUGUAACGCAGGAAGGGGAUCUCUGCAAUGGAGGUUACUAUGGGUACUACAACCAGAGCCAAGGGCAGAAUCAGAGCAUGGAGACGAGCCAUGACAUGCAGGUCCUGAUUACUGGUACCACUGGUAUUUCCUGGAGAAAGAAGCCUCCUACAGUACCUGUGACCUCUAAAGAAAAGGCCAAGUCAAAGAAGAACAAACUGGAUGGAAAACAGAAAAACAACAAAAAGAAAGACACGAGUGAAGGCUGGGUGGUGUUCUGUGACUUCCAUGAGCUUACCCACACUGUCAUCAAAGAGGCAAUAGUCACCAUCUUUAGACAGGACAACAAGAGGAUGGAGUUGCAAAUGGCUUCUAGAGCUGAGGCGUUGUCCUUUGCGGCCCUUGUGGACGGGUACUUCAGACUGACAGUGGAUGCCCACCACUUCUUGUGCAAGGAGGUGGCCCCUGCUUCAGUGGUGGACAACAUUAACAACGGCUGCCACGGACCCAUCUGUACCGAGUACGCCAUCUACAAGCUGCGUCAGGAGGGCAACGAGGAGGGCACCUACAUCCUGCGCUGGAGCUGCACUGACUACCAGUACAUCAUCAUCACUGUGGUCUGCACUGAGCUCGACCUGAGGGAGUCUCGUCCUGUGCGUCAGUAUAAGAACUUCCAGAUUGAAGUGGGCAGCGAUGGGUUCCGCCUGUACGGCACUGAGACAUUUCGGAAAACUCUCGGGGAGCUGCUGGAACACCUGGAGGGCCAAAGUCUUCGCACUGACAACGUGCACUUCCAGCUGCUGCGCUGCUGCCCUCCACAGCCUCGAGAGGUUUCUAACCUGCUGGUGGUCACUAAAGAACGAGCACCAGCCCCUCAGACACCGACGUUGGAGAGUCCCCUCAGCUUCAUUCGCAUUCUCAAGGAGGAUAUUGAACAGGAGGAGCACCUUGGCCUGGGCACAAGAACCAACAUCUACUCGGGCACACUGAGGGUGAAGAGUGAGGAGGACGAGGAUGCAGGUUACUCAUCCUUCCAGGAGGUCAAGGUGGUCCUGAAGGUGCUGGGUUCUGGACAAAGGGACAUUUCCUUGGCCUUCUUCGAAACAGCCAGUAUGAUGCGACAAGUGUCCUACAAGCACAUAGUGCUUCUGUAUGGAGUGUGUGUCCGCCACCAGGAGAAUAUCAUGGUUGAGGAGUUUGUCCAGCUUGGACCACUGGACGUGUUCAUGAGGAGACAGCAGAGCCAACUCAGCACACCUUGGAAGUUCCAGGUGGCCAAGCAGCUGGCCGCAGCUCUCAGCUACUUGGAGGAUAAAAAGCUGGUCCAUGGCUUUGUGUGUGCUAAAAAUAUCCUGCUGGCCAGGGACGGACUGGGCACUGAUGAAGGAGGGCCUUUCAUCAAGCUUAGCGACCCAGGAAUCCCCAUUACCGUACUCACCAGAGAGGAGUGCGUGCAUCGUAUCCCAUGGAUUGCUCCGGAGUGUGUGAAGAGCACGUCUUCCCUGAGCGUCGCAGCUGACAAGUGGGGCUUUGGUACCACCCUGUGGGAGAUCUGCUAUGAUGGCGAGGUCCCCCUCAAAGAGAAGAAACUCACAGAGAAGGAGAGGUUUUAUGAAACAGAGUGCCAACUGGCCACUCCAGACUGCAAAGAGCUGGCUGAACUGAUGACCCACUGCAUGAACUACGACCCCAUGAAGAGACCUUUCUUCAGGGCUAUCGUCAGAGACAUCGACAUGCUGGAGGAAAAGAAUCCAUCUAUCAAACCCAAGCCUACACCAGAGGUGGACCCAACUGUGUUUGAAAAGAGAUUCCUGAGGAAGGUCCGAGAUCUUGGAGAGGGCCAUUUUGGUAAGGUAGAGCUGUGUCGGUAUGAUCCUCGGGGCGAUAAAACGGGCGAGCUGGUGGCAGUGAAGUCACUAAAGCCGGAGAACCGGGAGGAGCAGAGCACCAACCUCUCGCGUGAGAUCGACAUCCUGAAGGCACUCUACCAUGAAAACAUUGUCAAAUACAAGGGCAUCUGCCAAGAGGAAGGUGGCCAGGCCAUUAAGCUGAUCAUGGAGUACGUUCCACUGGGCAGUUUGAAGGAGUAUCUACCCAGACACAAAAAAGACACCAGCCUCAGCACCCUGCUCAGCUACUCCAUCCAGAUAUGCAAGGGAAUGGAUUAUCUUGGAUCUAAAAAUUACAUCCACCGGGACCUGGCUGCCAGAAAUGUGCUGGUGGAGAACGAGAGGACGGUGAAGAUCGGAGAUUUCGGCCUCACCAAGAGCAUCAAGGAAAAUGAGGGAUAUUACACUGUCAAAGAUGAAAACGACAGCCCUGUUUUCUGGUAUGCCCCGGAGUGUCUGACGCACUGUAAGUUCUACCUUGCCUCAGACGUUUGGUCCUUCGGGGUCACGAUGUACGAACUCAUCACCUACUGCGACUCCUCCAAGAGCCCGAUGACGCUCUUCCUCGGCAUGAUUGGUCGGUCUCAAGGUCAGAUGACUGUCAUCCGACUGGUGAAGGUGUUGACAGAAGGGAGGAGGUUACCACGUCCCGAGGGCUGUCCAGAGCCUGUGUACGAGCUGAUGCGCAAGUGCUGGGAGCAGUUGCCCGAGAGGAGAAUCACCUUUAAGCGACUCAUCGAGGAGCUGACCGUCAUGCAGCAGCAGCUCCACAAUGACAUUUAAACCUUUCCAACUGCUUGAGGCUCUGGGACUGAAGUUGACUUUGCAUGCAGACUUGGGACCAGAUGUAAAACUGACCCCAGAUCAGCAUUCGCUUGGUGCAGCUUCACAGUACUGAGAGACGGUCUUGAAGGGUCUGAGCUUGCAUGAAGCCACGCUCCUUCAUACUCACAUAUAAACCUUCCACAACUUUGGUAUAAAGUCUUGAAGUCCUACUCAACUAUCAUUUUAGUCUGCCAUAUUUCUAAGAUUUUUAUUUCAUGCUCUCAUAUGUCAUUAUUUGGAUGAACAUGUUAAUCCUUUUUAAAAUCAUGUAGCCUUAGCCCAUGCGUAUGUGACCUUAUAUCUUAUAAAGGACUUCCAAGUGUAUCUAACAGAUUUAACCGUCUGCAUUGCGAGAAAUGUCAAACUCCUGUGGACGCUCGUGUAGUGUGAAGGCCUUUAUAUUUGUGCGGACUCGUGGCCGUUGUCACUCUCGCUGAUGGGAAACGAGCACAGAAAGGAACUGUUUAAUGCCUGCUUUCACAUAGUUUAAAUGGUUGCGUAGGGAUUUUUCUCUGAGGAUGGAAUCAUGUUGAGAAGCGUUUGGAAGGAUGAGCUGAAGAAGACGGGACACAGGCAUUAAAGCAGAUACUGAAGAUGUGGUUUUUCAACGUUUUAUGUCGCUUGUUUCAUGGAGAAAAAAAAAAAUCGCCUGAUUGUUUUCUUUCAGAGAGCCAUGUAAUGACCUGUGAUAAAUGUUUGGAUGUUCAUCGUGUGCAGAUGCCAGCAAUCAGUCAGCAAUGUUCCUUUCACUGCGUUCUUAUUGUUUUAGAGUCUGACAAACAGUUUGUCAUUUUCGAGUUAAAAUGGUGAUUGAUUUUAGCCUCUCGUCUGUUGGACUAAACAAGCACUUGGAAGAAAAGAAAAAAAAUCCAAUUUUUUGCCCUGUGUUGAGCUUUUCGAGGUCCUCUGAUUGUUUGAGGUGAUUCUGUUUAUAAUCUUCUGUUCAUUAAAUAAUGUAAUGGAUCUUUAAUCAGGACCUGUAUGCAUCUGAUUAGUUGCAUCUGAAAUAUACAGCACUUGCUAAACCGUGUUAGUUGAGGAGUGAGAGAUUAAGUACCUGGGAGAGACACUUGAGGGCAGCAUCACUUCACUUGUCCCAGUUUUGUAGAUUGUGUUAAAGCCACAAAUACUUUAUAAAAUGUCUGUCUACUAUUCAUAAUGUUGCAAAAAAAGAGCCAUUUGCCAUUGCUGCAGAUUGUACAUGGAAGGACUUUAAAUGGUAUUCAUGGAUUGUGAGAAAGAAUAAUCAGUGAUUAUUCACUUGGCAUUUUAUGUUCAUUUGUUUCCAAAAAAUAUUAUUUCAUCAUACGGUUCAUAACUAUGUCUGUGCAUUUUAUUUGUAUCUUUUUAUUUUUAAUUCUCCAAUAUGACCCAACAUGUAUAAAUACAAUUUCAUGUGUGUAUGCAAAAUGGUUUGAGCAGAGGGUUUUUUCUGUUUUAAAUUCGACCGUUCAGUCAGACGUUGUCAAGACUUCCUCAAUGCAACUUAACGUAGCUUUUAAUGUGAAUGUUGGCAGAAAGGGAAAACAAAAGGGCCGUCAAGAAGACAAAAUUUGCGCUUCAGUCCACAAUUUAUUUAGGAAUGUAAAAGACAAUUCCUUCUGCUCAAAAUAAGAGAAAAGAAAUAUAUAUAUUUUUCAAAAAAAUAAGACAGAAUGAGUUAUGGAAGGUAAAAGUAUCCAUAAAUACACAAUGAAAAAAUAAAUAAAGUCAAUGUU